AUGGCGGAGGCUUCACUCGAUAUCGUGGGAGAACAGCUGGCCAACAUCAUUGACAACCUCUAUAUGUUGAUAGUGCAAGCUCAUGAUCAUCGUGGACAAGCCACAUCGCAAGACAUGAUCGCCGAGAUCAAAGGUCUCGUUGGUAACCUCCAGGCCAUCACGCAGACCUCCAAGAGGCUGCCAACACACUUGCCAAUCGAGAUCAUACAGUACGUUGAGAAUGGUCGCAACCCUGACAUCUACACCCGAGAAUUUGUGGAGCUGGUCAUGCGCUACAACCAACAACAGAAGGGACGGAGCGAAGCCUACGGGGCAUUUCGUGACAUCCUCGGCCGCGAGAUGAUGGGUGGCAUCCCCGAGAUUCGAGACGAGGUCAAACAAGUCGUUCUGGCUACCGGCGGCACCGUUGAGUAG
Fulvia fulva is the source of this 414-nucleotide messenger RNA. Its product is annotated as Mediator of RNA polymerase II transcription subunit 10. Gene Ontology annotation, cellular component: mediator complex. Bases 1 to 414 code for a protein of 137 amino acids. Gene Ontology annotation, biological process: regulation of transcription by RNA polymerase II. Lineage: Eukaryota; Fungi; Ascomycota; Dothideomycetes; Mycosphaerellales; Mycosphaerellaceae. Gene Ontology annotation, molecular function: transcription coregulator activity. The transcript is spliced from 3 exons. The record is from RefSeq and is a predicted model, not a curated record.